This is a messenger RNA of Kwoniella shivajii, 2829 nucleotides long. RefSeq lists its product as uncharacterized. Bases 1 to 2829 code for a protein of 942 amino acids. The transcript is spliced from 25 exons. Gene Ontology annotation, cellular component: cytosol; nucleus; RISC complex. The record is from RefSeq and is a predicted model, not a curated record. Lineage: Eukaryota; Fungi; Basidiomycota; Tremellomycetes; Tremellales; Cryptococcaceae. Gene Ontology annotation, biological process: mRNA catabolic process; regulatory ncRNA-mediated gene silencing. Gene Ontology annotation, molecular function: RNA binding; nuclease activity.
AUGACCACUCGGGCUAUCGUGAAAUAUGUUCUCUCAGGAGAUACCGUUGUCGUGCGAUCUAAAGAGAUUCCAGCAAAGGGCAAGCCUUCUAAAGAGAGGAUUCUGCAUCUCGCCGGUAUUCAAGCUCCCCGUUUAGGCUCUGCUACUCGGGAGGAUGAGCCAUAUUCUUUUUCAGCCAGAGAAUAUCUUCGAGCACUUUUGGUAGGAAAAGAAGUAGCUUAUAACGUCACUCAUACUCCCACCGGACCAGGUCCCGAGCGUGAAUUUGUGUCACUGUUCAUUGCACCCGCAGGACCAGGUCAACCUCCCCAAGAGGUAGCUGCUCUAGUUUUAGCUCAAGGCUGGGCAAAGAUGAGAGAUGGUGUAGGAGAGGGUGAUGAAGCAGUGAGACGACUCGGAGCUGAAGAAGCUAAGAAACGAGAACAACUGAGGGCGUUUGAGCAACAAGCUAAAAGUGAAGGCAAAGGAGUAUGGGCGGAACAACCUGAAAGCCAACGCACUGUUUCCUUCCAAAUGCCUGCUGAUGCUCAAGCUUUCGUCGCCGAGCACAAAGAUCAAGAUAUUGAUGCCAUUGUUGAACAAGUUCGGGAUGGUACACAACUCCGAGUCAGACUACUUUUAGAUGAAGAAAACCAUCAAUUCGUCAACCUUGUUCUUGCUGGAGCUAAAUCUCCCAGAGCUUCCAUGGGAAGGGAAAAUGAUGCUUCAAACGCUGAGCCAUGGGGCGAAGAGGCUAAAUUCUUUAGCGAGGUCCGAAUGCUGCAACGCUCUAUCAAAGUCAGGCUGUUAUCCGCUCCAGUGUCAUUAGGUGCUUCUCCCUUCCAAUCUGGUCCUACACCUGCCGGUGCCACAAAAGCUGGCCACGGGGCAAAUGGCUUACCAGCACCCUCAUCUGGUGGGGCUAGUGUCAUCAUCGGUAUCGCUAAACACCCUAACGGAAACAUCGCCGAAUUCCUAUGUGGAGCAGGUUUAGCCAAAGUGAUAGACUGGCAUGCAGGUCUCUUAGGUCCUCAUGGUGGAUUGGAUAGAUUCCGAGCUGCUGAGAAAUCCGCCAAAGAAAAGAAAUUGGCAUUAUGGGAAUCCUACGGAAUAUCUAAAACCGCUGGGACAGCCAACGGAUCAUCGACUUCCGGAGCACCGACGACCAAAGGAAACGAAUUUGAUGCCACUGUAGUGAGAAUCUGGGGAUCAGAUCAAUUGAGCGUGCUUCCUAAGACCGAGGGAAAGGAAAGAAGAUUGCAACUUUCUUCAGUCAGAGGACCAAGAGGAACUGACCCCAAAUCUUCUUACUGGGGGAAUGAAGCAAAAGAAUUCCUUCGAAAACGUCUGAUCGGCAAAAGUGUGCAUGUUCACAUCGAUUACGUCAAGCCUCGUGAUGGAGAAUACGAAGAGCGAGAAUGUGUCACUAUCACCUAUGGUAAUGCUAAUAAUAACAUUGCCGAACAACUCAUUGAGAAGGGUCUCGCUACUGUACUCAGGCAUAAAAGGGAUGACGAGGACAGAUCUAUGGAAUUGGAUAAGUUGAUCGUUGCUGAGCAAACUGCUGUUACUGAAACCAAAGGUUUACAUUCUACCAAAGAUGUCUCAUUACCUCGUAUCGUUGAUGCUUCGGAAACUGCUUCUCGAGCAUCUUCGUAUCUCACACAAUGGAAGAGACAAGGUAGACAUUCCGCAAUUGUGGAUUUUGUUUCAGCUGGAUCCAGGUUUAAAUUGUAUAUGCCUAAAGAAAAUACUAAAGUCACUUUUGUGCUUGCUGGAAUAAGAGCACCUAGAACCGCUCGAAACGCCCAAGAAAAAUCCGAACCUUUUGGACCUGAAUCAUUGAAAUUCGCCAGCAAAUACAUGCAGAGAGACGUUGAAAUUGCUUUCGACACCACUGACAAAUCAGGAGGAUUUAUCGGAGCUAUCUACGCUUCUGGCGGUUCGAACAUAGCUGUAGAAAUUGUUCGAGAAGGUCUUGCAACUGUACAUCAAUUCUCAGCUGAUUCAUUACCUUUCGGAAGGGAGUUGACUGCUGCUGAGGAGGAAGCGAAAGCAGCUAAGAAGAAUAUCUGGUCAACAUACACCGAAGAGGAUACUACCGCUGUUAAAGCUGUUGAUGAAACUGGCGCUUUGGCACCUGAUUAUCUGGAUGUUUACGUCUCUAGCGUUAAGGAAGAUCCCUUCACUUUCUCCGUUCAGAUUCUAGACAACGACAGCGUCGCAUCACUGGAAAAAUUGAUGUCGGAUUUCUCAUUACACCAUAAGCAACCCACUUCAUCUUCACCAGCUGGUUUCACGCCUAGAACAGGUGAUUUAGUUUCUGCCAAAUUUACUGAAGACAAUCAAUGGUACCGAGCAAAAGUCAGAAAAUCAUCUGUUAUAAAGAAGGAAGCCUUAUUGUAUUUCAUCGAUUAUGGGAAUGAAGAAACUUUACCUUUUUCAAGGAUAAGACCGCUGGACAGUAAAUUCAAGACGUUACCUGGACAAGCUAAAGAAGCUAGAUUGAGUUUCGUUAAACUCGUUCCUCGAUCAUCUGAAUAUGGUAUUGAAGCAUUACGAAGAUUCAACUAUUUCACCGAAAAUCGUAAACUAGUAGCUAAUAUAGAUCAAAAGGAAGGAAAUGUAUUACAUUUGAGGUUAAUCGAUCCCACUGAUCCUAAUGCAGCGGAUGACCCUCUAGCUUGUAUCAAUGCUGAUUUAGUAAGAGAGGGUCUAGCAACAAUCGAUAAAUCUGUUAGAUAUCUUAAUUCUUAUUCCCAAGUUUUGGGUAAACUAAACGACGCUACCGAAGGAGCCAAGAAAGAUAGACUUGGUAUUUUCGAAUUCGGAGAUGUCAGCGAGGAUUAG